Molecule: messenger RNA, 1362 nt
Organism: Micropterus salmoides (largemouth bass)
Lineage: Eukaryota; Metazoa; Chordata; Actinopteri; Centrarchiformes; Centrarchidae
Product: tetraspanin-9-like
Exons: 9
Coding region: 255-974 (239 amino acids)
Cellular component (GO): membrane
Source: RefSeq, a predicted model, not a curated record
CCCCUCCUGCUCCUCUUCUUCUCCAGCCAUCGACGACAGUUCAAAGCCGACUUCACUGCACAAUUAACACCCGACGGAUUUAUGUCUUCAUAUCAGGUGAUGCUCUGAGGGAAAGCAGCAGAAAGUUGGCAUGUGAAAGUUUCCGCGGCUGAAACUCGAGACGUUAGGAAGAUGGACUCCAGGUCAUAGCCGACGGUACACCACUAGAGCUCCUCCGUUCCCCUGCUAGUUGAAGUGUGUCUGUCGAUUCAAUCAUGGCUCGUGGUUGCAUCUGCUGCGUUAAAUACAUGCUCUUCCUCUUCAACCUGAUCUUCUGGCUGGGUGGGUGUGGAUUGCUGGGCGUCGGCGUGUGGCUGUCGGUGUCUCAGGGCAGCUUUGCCACCCUGUCGCCCUCCUUCCCGUCGAUCUCCGCCGCCAACCUCAUCAUCACCCUCGGCAGCGUCAUCAUGGUGACUGGUUUCCUGGGUUGCCUUGGAGCCAUCAAAGAGAACAAGUGCCUGCUGCUGAGUUUUUUCAUUGUUCUGUUGAUCAUCCUCUUGGCCGAACUUAUCCUCCUCAUCCUGUUCUUUGUCUACACUGACAAGGUGAGUGAAAAUGCCAGACAGGACCUGAAAGAAGGGUUGGUGCUAUACAACACAGAUAACAACGCCGGGCUGAGGGAUGCAUGGAACACCAUACAGGGAGAGUGGCAAUGUUGUGGAGUCAACAACCACAAUGACUGGUACACUGCCCUGCAUGACAACAUGGUUCCUGACCGCUGCUGCCAGCAGUUUUACCAGGGCUGUGGACGCAACGCCUCCAAUACGUUCUGGACGCGGGGCUGCUAUGAUAAGGUAGAGGAGUGGCUGGAUGACAACAAACAUCUUCUGGGAACCAUCGCCAUGUGUGUGCUGGUCAUACAGCUCCUUGGUAUGGCUUUCUCAAUGACGCUUUACCAACAGAUCCACCGAGCAGGGAAGAAGUAUGAAGCCUGAUGGGAUUAACGGGGUCAUACUGUCAAAAUUGGUUACAUAAAAUAUCAGUCGGCCAUAUGUGUUACCCCUCACCUUUUGUUUAUAGUAAAAAUAAGCCAGUUAUUGUGUUACACUGCAGUCUUUUAUCUCACAUUUUCAUCUAUCCACCAUUUAUUGUUGUGAAUAGCAAUUGAACUAGUUUUCCUUUGUUUUGCUUUUUAAAAUCACAUUAUAAUUUGUGAUGAGGAUUGGCCUCUGGUAAUCAGAGCAGAGAGAAAAAAUUGAGAAUAGUUUUGUUUGGUUGUUGAAAGCAAUAAUUAUCAAAAAUAUAAUGUAUGGAUCCAUUUAGAUUUUUAUUAAAAGCAUUGUGUACUAACAUGUUCAAUAAAAGCACUCUUUAUAAAAGUUA